Molecule: messenger RNA, 5453 nt
Organism: Aureobasidium subglaciale EXF-2481
Lineage: Eukaryota; Fungi; Ascomycota; Dothideomycetes; Dothideales; Saccotheciaceae
Exons: 1
Coding region: 118-5187 (1689 amino acids)
Biological process (GO): fatty acid metabolic process
Molecular function (GO): medium-chain fatty acid-CoA ligase activity; phosphopantetheine binding
Source: RefSeq, a predicted model, not a curated record
GGCUCUUCGUACGCCUCUCGUGGCUGGUCACUGUAUCCCCUUUCCUGUUCAUCCUCCCUCUAUUUACCAGGCCCUGUGCUUGAAGUGUCUGUCGUUUCUCACGUUACAUCACCCAACAUGGACAGGACAGCAAUCGCCAACUAUGUUUUCGAACACACAUCAAUAAUCACAAGUCAUCAAGAGGCUGCUCUAUCUAAUUGUUUGGAUGCUGCUUUGAACAACCCUCAUAUUAGCAAAGUCGACCUUCUUGCCUCGAUACCGUUAUCUAGCAACACUGCUCUCGCCUCAUUACGACUACUCACAUCCUUACUAGCCACACUCCCUGGAUCGUGGCCGACGUUCGAUCUUUCAUGCUGUUUCUCAAGGUUAUGGAACCUCCUGCCAGAGGAUGUGAAAUCUGGUAAAGACACACAACACAGUGCUCUAUUAGACACAUUAUCACGACAGAUGAAGAGCACGUAUUCCGAUGUCUGCUCUUUGCUACCCGAAUCAGAAACACCGGCAAUCUAUGGCGCAUUGUCUUCAAAUCCAUUAAGUCACAGAAGGUUGCACCGCUUCGUGAGGAACUUUAGUCUGCCCUCCAAGAAGACUUCUGGAUCUAGAACAGUCGUUGCGUUGGCUCUACCUAACGGCCCGGUACUCGGACUGGCCCUUCUCGCCACUGCAACCUACUACACAGCAGCACCCGUAACAGUGGCCUCAGGACCGGAGCAGUUCCAGAGCGAUGUUAUGCAGGCAGGAGCUAGCAUAGUACUAGUCACUAAACCGGAUGUGCAGAGACUUGGAUUGGAUGGUGCCUGGAUCCGCGAGGCUGGUAUCGAAGUAAUCCUGGUUGAGUCCAAGGAAGACUCAACUUUUGACAUGACAUAUAGCAAUGGAUCUCCUGCUAUUGCCAGUUCAAAGUCUACACCCAACGGAUCUGACGACAUCGCACUCGUACUAUUCACAUCGGGCACUUCUGGCAAGAAGAAGGUUGUCCCUUACACCGUACACACCAUCAUUUCUGGCGUAGGGUUCGUCAUUGAGUCAUGGGGACUAACCAAGGACGAUAUCUGCAUCAACAUGAUGCCCCUAUUCCACGUUGGUGGUAUCGUCAGAAAUCUGUUCGCUCCUAUCAUGGCCGGUGGCUCCACAAUUUGCUGCCCAGCAUUCGAUGCCAACCUGUUUUGGGACGUGGUAGAAGACCUACAACCGACCUGGUACUACGCGUCACCUUCGAUGCACUCCGUCAUCCUAGAGGAGGGCCGCAAUCGUCCUACGGCACUGCAGAACAGCAAGAUGAGACUGAUCUGCAACGCAGCCGGUGGUCUUCUGCCCUCACUUGCAAUCACACUACGAGACACUUUCGACUGUAUUGUCCUUCCCAGUUACGGUAUGACAGAAUGCAUGCCGAUCUCAAGUCCGCCUCUCAACUAUCAGCUGGAUAGAUCUGGCACUUCUGGUAUCAGCGUCGGCCCAGACAUGGCCAUUCUCGAUGGCAACGACAACAGGCUCCCCAUUAACACAGUCGGCCAUAUCGCCGUAAGAGGUGCACCUGUAUUUGGUGGAUAUCUCAAAGAUAACGAUGUACUUGACACCUCAUGCUUCACCGUCGAUGGCUGGUUUGAUACUGGUGACAUGGGGUAUCUGGAUGCAGACGGAUACCUUUACGUGACUGGUAGAAGCAAGGAAGUCAUCAACAGAGGUGGCGAGCUGAUCUCACCUUUCGAGAUCGAGGAAGCUGUUGUCACUGCUGCUAAGCGUCCAGGAAACCCUCUUUUCGGCCGUGUCUCCACAGCUCUGGCCUUCUCCAUGCCUCACGACGUUCUGCAGGAAGUCCCUGGCGUGGUUCUUGUUACUCCAAUUGGUGCUCGUCGCGCCGACAUCAAGACCGUUCAAGAGGCCCUGAAAGACUCCUUGAGCCAAGUCAAGUGGCCCAGCUAUAUUGUCUACAUGGAUGAUCUCCCCAAGAACAAUAACAAGGUCCUUCGCAUCAAGCUUGCAGAGCGUCUUGGUUUGAGCGAAAUCACGGACAUGACGCCUCUGGCAGACCGCCACUUCGAAGCAGUCUGCCCUCCCGUAAACACCCCUCUCAGCACUCGUAUUGGCGGUUCAGUGUGUUCAUUCGAUGCAGCUUUUGUGUCCCGAAAGCUGUCGUCCGUCUUCGGCAUGGACAUCGACAUUGCUGUGAGAAAGGCAUCUCACGAUGGCUACCCGGAGGCUUUCCUCGCCCCUCGCAAGAACUCUACCAUCACACCCGUCAUGUCAAGCUACCCCAGCUUCGAUUCUCUCCUUCGUGCCGAGCUCGAUGGUUACAAUAUCCCUAGCAAGCUCCAUUGCCUAGACGUGCCUCUACCUAGAGACAGAGAGGGCUCCCUUGACACUGCUCAAUUAGAGACACUGAUCGAAGCUGGACCUGAUGAAAUUGAUGGCGACAUGACCGCGACCGAAGCCAAGAUUGCUGAAGUCUUUGUCCGUAUCCUUUCGUGUGCCGCUUCCGAGCUUACUCCUGAGUCGGACUUCUUCGCUCUAGGUGGUGACAGUCUUCGUGCCGGUCGCCUGUUGUCUGAGCUUCGCAAAGAGUUCAAGGUCCGCCUGCCCAUCGACCUGCUCUUUGUACACAGCAAGAUCAGCGCCCUGGCAAUGAAUAUCGACGACAUGCGUGGUCCUACCGACGAGAAGCAUAGCGCUGCUGAAGUCGAGCAGGCCCCUGUAAACCUUGGCUGCGAGAAGACAUACAGCUCCACCAAUCCCCUCGUCCUCUUGAUCCAGCUUUUCCCUAUCGGCUUGCUGUAUCCUAUGAAGCGUGCCUUGACUUGGACAUGCUUCAUGUACAUGCUCAGCGCUACUCGUGACUGGGUCACUUCGACUAGACUGAUUGGCCGUCUCUUCAACUUGAUGCUCUCUCUUGGUAUCGCAAAGGCAAUCACUCUGAUUGUCUGCCCUAUCCUUGCCAUCUGCCUAAAGUGGAUCAUCAUGGGCACUUAUAAGGAAGGCAUGUAUCCUAUGUGGGGUCCGUACCAUACACGCUGGUGGGUCACCGACAAGAUCAUCACUAUCCUUGGAAAGGGUGUCUUCGGACAGUCCGAACUCAGCACUAUUUGGUACUACCGUCUCAUGGGUGCAAAGAUCGGCAAGGGUGUCAAGAUCGCGAAGCGUGCCAUUAUUCGCGAAUUCGAUCUCGUCACUCUCGAAGAUGGAGCAAACUUGGACCCGUGUAUCUGCAGAGGCUUUGGUGCUGAGCAGAACACCAGCAUGUUCCUUGGCCAUGUUCGUGUAGGCAAGGCAGCAAGUGUCGGUCUGGCAUCCAUCGUCGCGCCUGGAACCUCAGUGCCUGACAAUGCAUGCAUUGGUCCCAACUCCUCCAGCUGGGAGACCGAUGACGCAAGCGAAGAGUUCCGUGAUCUGUCUUCCAGCAAGAUUCCUGGCGCUCACCCUGUCCUGUCUUUCUUGUUGAUCACUCCCAUCUCGCUGCUUGUCACGCUUUGCAAGAGCGGUCCUUGGAUUGGUGGUCUCGUCGGUCUGGUCCUCACGCGACCAAAGCCCAGUGCGGACAAGGUUCAGUCGAUUAUUUUGUGGUUUGCCGUUCCCCAUCGUAUCGGUUGGCACUUCGCCGCAAAGAUCUUCGGUGCUGGCGCAGCUCCUCUGGCAUGGUUCGUUGCCGUUUGGACAAUCAAGAAAGUUUUGGACAUGAGCAUCGGUAAACUUACCCCAGGCCCGGCCCAGUCCAGAUCCCAGGCUCAGCGUUUCCGAAUGGCCGUGCUCAAAACCAUCGCACCACCUGCCGCUUUCCACAAGCUUACUGAGCUAUUUGGUGGUCACUACGAGGCUACGUCAGUAUUCUAUCGUGCAAUGGGUGCCAAGGUUGGACAACGUGUCUAUUGGCCAGGAACUGGACCUUCGUUCCAAGAUUUCGACCUUCUCGACAUUGGCAGUGACAUUGUCUUCGGGUCUCGCUCUCAUCUUGUCACCUCCGAUGGUACUGGCAGUGAUUACGUCCGUGUUCAGGAUGGUGCUAUGAUCUCGGACCGUGUGGUGCUCCUGCCCGGUGUCACCGUUGGCAAGAAGAGUGUUCUGGGUAGCGGUGCCUUGACUCGCAGAAACAAGUACUACGAGCAGGAGACCGUAUGGGUUGGAAGCAAGGCCGGCGAGGCCGUCUGCCUCAGUGGCAGCAAGCGCCCUACUACCUCGGAUACUGACGACGUGCAGCACGGCAUGCCCGGCUUGAACAGCACAACCAACUCCAGCAGUGUUACUCUGAACGUGAAGCAGAAGGCGGAUUACGAGAAGGCAAUCCAGGAAGGUGUGCUUAGUAGCAGCUCAUCGAUGACAAUGGUGGAGAGGGAAAAAGCAUCCGCGUCAUCGUCGCCUUUCGGUCGUGCCUUCUACGAUGGCCAAGCACCCUACCACGUUUUCGGCCCCUGGACCAUCUUCCUCUACUCGACCUUCACAACCAUCUUCGUCUCUUUCUACUGGAACAUUUCUUCCAUCGGCGCUCUGCAACUUGUCGCUAAGCUGAUCAAGACAUCGGACCCCGUCUCUCAACCCGACACCCCCUUCCGCCCCGUACUCAUCUUCGCCCUCUUUGCCGCCUUCAUCGCCGUCCUCCACACUUUCCAGGCCAUUCUCGCUUUGGCCAUGGUCGUCGCUGCCAAGUGGAUCUUGCUUGGUAAACGCCAGGUUGGUAACUACGACUGGGACAAGAGCAGCUACUGUCAACGUUGGCAGUUGUUCCUCACAAUCGAGAAGAUCCGUCGCCAGUGCUACGGUGGCGCCGGUGUUGUUGGUCUCCUUACCGGCUCUCACUACGCCGUCAUGUACUUCCGCGCCCUCGGUGCUACUAUUGGAAAAGAUUGUUCCCUCUUCUCAGGUGGUCUGCCUUCGCUCAUGUUCACCGAGCCUGAUCUCCUCACCCUUGGUGACCGUGUUGCCGUCGACGAUGCAUCCCUGGUCUCUCACAUCAACUCUCGUGGUGUCUUCAAUCUGAACCCUCUGAUUGUUGGUGACCGCAGCGUCUUGAGAAGCGGCUCUAGAUUGCUGUCCGGUGCCAACAUGGGUCAAGACGCUACCCUGCUCGAGCACACUCUCGUCAUGGCUGGUGAUAUCGUCGACGAUGGAAUCACUUACCAAGGCUGGCCCGCUGAGGGCUUCGAAGGCCUCCGUGCACCUCUUCGCAAGGGUCCUGUCACCUUUGUGGCCGAGGCCUAAGACACUCUCUCCCACUUUUUCGUUUUCAUUUCCUAUUUUGUUAUAUGCGUUUCUCGCCUUUCACAGGCUUAUACCCUCACGCACACGUCGCUUUCCAUUUUGUAUCUUCUUUAGCGAACCACAGCCUGUUUUCUUUUUGUCAAUACAACACAUCAUGUGUCAUCUCAUAGCCAGUUGUCUUGGGUCGCUUUUGAGCGUUGGGUGUUUACAUAUAGAGUGGCCAUCAUAUAGAUCAAUAUCACGAACUGUUCAUACUUCAACAAGAU